CCGAGUUUAGUGGAACGCGCACGCUGGCCCUGCGGAAUGUUCUGGGCAACUGACAGCGAAUCCCUGGAAUACCGCUUCCGCCGAAGGCUGCGUUAUGUUAUCUGGGGCCACGUUCAUUCUCGAUCUUCACUGAAAACUACUCUGUGGCUGCAUUCAUCACGCUAAAAUGCAGACCCUAACACCACACGUGUAUUGGGCUCAGCGGCAUAGCGAAAUUUACCUGCGAGUGGAAUUGAGUGACGCUCAGGAUCUCGACAUUAGCAUACAGGAGAAUAUCCUUCACUUUAGAGCCCAGGGUCAUGGUGCAAAAGGAGACAAUGAGUAUGAGUUCAGCUUGGAGUUCCUGGAGCCAGUGAAGCCAGAGGUAACACAUAGGUCCACACAGCGUCAGGUGAACAUCUCGGUACAGAAGCAGGAGUGUUCCUGGUGGGACAGGUUGACAAUGCAGGAGCGCAAGCCUCUCUUCCUGGCCCCAGACUUUGACCGCUGGCUGGACGAGUCUGACGCAGAGAUGGAGCUGCGUGCUAAAGAGGAGAAAAUAAACAAGGUCACCAUUGAGUCAAGGGUUCCUCAGGAUCCAUUCCUGAACCUGAAGAAGGGCUACCUGUUUAUGUACAACCUGGUUCAGUUCCUGGGCUUCUCUUGGAUCUUUGUCAACAUGACUGUGCGCCUCUUCAUACUGCGGGAAGAUUCCUUCUACGACACGUUCCACACCAUCGCCGACAUGAUGUACUUUUGUCAGAUAUUGGCUGUGGCAGAAGUGAUUAACCCGGCCUUGGGCCUGGUCAGGACCGGGGUCUUCCCUGCUCUAAUUCAGGUGGUUGGGAGAAACGUCAUCCUCUUCGUCAUCUUUGGAAGCCUGGAGGAGAUGCAGAACAAGGCUGUGGUGUUCUUCGUCUUCUACCUGUGGAGCAUCAUUGAGAUCUUCAGGUACCCAUUCUACAUGCUGGCCUGCAUCGACACACAGUGGAAGAUGCUCACCUGGCUGAGGUACACCAUCUGGAUGCCGCUGUACCCGCUGGGAGUGUUGGCAGAGGCGGUGGCUGUGAUCCAGUCCCUGCCCAUCUUCGAUGAGACCCGUCUGUAUAGCAUCCCUCUCCCCAGAGCCCUAGGCCAGUCCCUCAGCUUCUCCUACAUCCUGCAGAUCUACCUGGUGCUCAUGUUCUUGGGCCUCUUCAUCAACUUCCGCCAUCUCUACAAGCAGAGGCGAAGACGAUUCCGCUCCAAGAAGAGGAAGGCCAACUGAGGACCCCGACGUCCUCGGAUCCCUGGGAUCGGAGGUCCCUUUUCACUGCUGGCUGCCUUUCCCUUCUCACCACAGCAAUCAUUCCCACCUCCGGCUUGCACCCUAACCCCACCCCCACUGUAGCGCAGUCACAUAUCACAGGACUUCCUCUUAAAGCAAACAAGUGCAUUCAUUUUCUUUUCUUUUUCAUUUUUCUUUUUCUUUUUUUAAAAACGUCAGCAUGAGUUGAUAAAAUAUAAUUAAAAUGGAUGGGGGGGGGGGGCAUUUGCUUGAUACUCAGAGAGGAGGCUGUAAAAUACCACAAGCUUCUCUCAUUUAAGCACAACGUGCUACUCUGUUCAAAAUGCAACUUAGUGGUGCCACCUCACCCUGUACCGUGUUCCUAUCCUGCUGUAACCUACAGCCUGUGCAACAUCGUGGGUUUUUAUCCGUCCUCUACGUUCACCCCUCCAGUCACUGCUGUACUAGCCCUCACUGUAGAAUACACGGGGCGCGUCCCAAGGCUAAAUAAAAUGAUCCUCCUUUCCUCCACUGCCACCCUACUGCAGUGCUGUAUAUUAGGGACAGUGUAAAAACAUUUUAAAGCAGUGCUUUACAUACAUUUUUACUUUCAUUUCAUCUGAAUAGAAACAAGCACAUCAAAUCUGCAAUAAAGAUUUCAGUGCUGUGAUAUUUCAGAUAUGACAGUAUUCCAUAUUGUCCUGAAAGCAAAUCUUGUGGGUCUCUGGGAUUGUACAGUGAGGAGAGCUAGGGAAAGGACAGGUGGAGAGAAGCACUAACAUAGCACAGGGUGGAAAGCCUUGUAGCAAGCAAUACCAUAAAAACCCAAUGGUAAUUAACUGAAAGUAAUAACUUUUGAGUUAUUCGGCUAGCAGUGCUCACCAGUAAUAUCCUUACUGGGGUACUGACUAAAUAUUGUUUUUGGUUGAACUUUCUUUUGUGUUUGUUUUUUGAUUUAUUGUGAUUUGUUUAGUAUUUUAAUAUUUUUUCACUGAAAAGGUGGGAAGAACAUAUAUAGUUUGAUUGGUUUGUUACUGUGUUGGUCAUUGCAUCUGCUCUGAAAGGUUACUACGUUAUCAGUUUGGCUUGAAGCCAUUACCCUCAUCUCUUCCUGUACGAUACAGAGGCUGCACUUGGAAGAUAGCAUUUCACGCAUUCCAUACAGGUAUGCCAUCAAGCCAGGGCAGUUUUUAACCAAACUACCAUGGGAGUUUUAACUGCUUUCAAGCGCGGCAGGACCAAAGUAUAGGCAAUUUUAACUGCAUUUCAGCCUCUCGUUUCCAUGUAGUGUGUGCUGACGACGUGUGCGUCGGUGCAGUUUAUUUGAGUCGUGGGAGCAGGGAACUUCGCCCAUCAAGCUGACCAGGAGGAAUCACUUCCUGUCAAACACCGAUCCCUGGACAGGUCUCUCCCUGAAUGUACCCUAGUAAUAAUGAAAGGGCGGGUUACCAGAAACCUCAGGGAAAAGCAGCCAUUUUAAACUCGAUGGAAGAAUACACUGGAACCUCGUUUUGUGUCUUUAGAUGAACAUAUGAAGGCUGACUAUUGCUGAAUGGCACAAAUUAUUUGAAAUGAAUUGUAUGAAAGGCAAAUAAAACGUUUGAUGAAGA
Messenger RNA from Conger conger (European conger), 2856 nucleotides. It is a transcript of the gene hacd3, whose product is annotated as 3-hydroxyacyl-CoA dehydratase 3. The coding region runs from base 167 to 1246 and encodes 359 amino acids. Gene Ontology annotation, molecular function: 3-hydroxyacyl-CoA dehydratase activity. The record is from RefSeq and is a predicted model, not a curated record. Gene Ontology annotation, biological process: fatty acid elongation; sphingolipid biosynthetic process; very long-chain fatty acid biosynthetic process. Gene Ontology annotation, cellular component: endoplasmic reticulum membrane. The transcript is spliced from 11 exons. NCBI's taxonomy places the organism in Eukaryota, Metazoa, Chordata, Actinopteri, Anguilliformes, Congridae.